Triticum dicoccoides is the source of this 1347-nucleotide messenger RNA. Its product is annotated as serine/arginine repetitive matrix protein 3-like. Bases 164 to 817 code for a protein of 217 amino acids. The transcript has 5 exons. NCBI's taxonomy places the organism in Eukaryota, Viridiplantae, Streptophyta, Magnoliopsida, Poales, Poaceae. The record is from RefSeq and is a predicted model, not a curated record.
UCGCUCGUUCCUCAUCCCCUCCUCCCGCAGCCGCCUCCCUCCCUCACUCCCACUCACCGCCGAUCCCCAAUCCAGCGACGGCGACGACGGCGGCUGCGGCGGCUCCUGCACCCGCGUUCCCCCCCUCCCCCCCUCCAACACGUCUCUGCUUCUCCCACAGAGGAUGCGGAGGAGCCACCGUGGUCCGGCCUUCUCCCCGCCUGCGCCGCCGUCGCCGCCAACCAUCCUCCCCAUCCCGCCUCAACCAUCCUCCCCGUCUCGCCGCCGUCGCCGAGAUCGACGCCCAGGCGGGCAAGAAGCAACAGAAGACCACCGGAGAAGAAGGCAAAGGCGGAGGAGAAGCCGGUGGAGAAGGACGAGGUGUGCGUGGAGUAGCCCGGCGCGAGGAGGAGGACGAGAUGGCUACCUUCGGGGAGCAGCAGAAGGAGUUGGGGCACGCGGCGGCGGUGGCGGCGGCCAAGAGGCGCAUAGCGCAGGCGACCAAGAAGGCCAGGAACGUGGCCGCCGGCGACAAGGAGCCCGAGUUCCUCGGCCAGCGCCCAUCCCUGCCGACGAGGCCCGCGCCAAGUGGCCGCAGCGCUACCAGCGUGGCUCGCCCAAGAGAUGGAAGAUGGUGGCCUUGAGCUCCUGCCAGAUGCUGUCCAACGGUUUCCUCUCCGUGAGGAGUUCGCCGACAGUCUGGAACACCCAGAUUAGUAAGUUGACGGUGGUGGCGCUGGUAGGCCGAACUGCGGCGAGAGACAGCGGCAAGAGACAUCACCCACUGGGCCUGCGCAAACUACUGACAGUGUUAACACAGAAGCACCUGGGUGGAUGAAAAGGUUACUCCUGGGUAGCACUCCACCAGACUGGUCGGCCAUUUCCUUCUCGGAUGAGUGCACUAGAGCAGACAGUCUGCAAAUAUGCAGAAGAACCUAAAAGAAUGUAAUCAGAUCAGAACUCAGGGGUGAGUAUUUUUAGGUGGAAAGGGUCCUUCCAUUAACCAAUAACAGUUGCCAGAUUGCUGGCUACAAGGUCAUGCACGAACGCUCAAGCCUUACCCAGCCAAAUAACAUGGGUAUUUGCUCCAGCCGUGCCCCAAAGGCUGCAAGUCUGUCAGCCAAAAUAUUACAAGUUCUAGGACAAAAUGUAACAGAGUAGCUAGCAAAGUUCAGAGGUAAGAACUCCUUGAUUUCUUGUAGCAGAUGGUAUGAUAAGAACAUGGAUGGAUCGUUUGCGUAUAUAUGCUUACUCUUGCAUUUUCUUUGUCAAGUGUGUAAAAUAAAACCACGGGUUUCAUAUGUACGUUAUGCUUAUUCCUUUUAAUAUGCAGAUGAUAUAGGGGAUUCUGUUGGUGCCCUAUUAAUA